Messenger RNA from Hypomesus transpacificus, 1194 nucleotides. RefSeq lists its product as uncharacterized. The transcript is spliced from 3 exons. The record is from RefSeq and is a predicted model, not a curated record. NCBI's taxonomy places the organism in Eukaryota, Metazoa, Chordata, Actinopteri, Osmeriformes, Osmeridae. The coding region runs from base 176 to 889 and encodes 237 amino acids.
UCCGUUUGCAUGUAACAGGCGUCCCACUAAAGAGCGAGUCAUUCUUUCCAAUAGCUCAUGCGUUUGAGGAUAUAGUCUCAACACCAGACUGUAUUCGUCGCUGGGAUUUGCUUCGUCAGCAGCCUACGCAUUCUUCCACUGGUGACCAUAAAAUCAUCCCUCCUCCAGCCAGGAGAUGUUUCUCCAGAAGGGACUAAGUUUGACCAGCCUUGCCUGCCUGUCCCUGCUCCUCCAGGGCCCAGGCUGUCCUGUGGAGGGGGGAGGGGACUUUGGCUCCGAGCCAGGUGCCGACCCAGACCAGGGGGGCCAGGAGUGGGGCUCUGGUACCUUGCUCCUCCAGGAGCUGCUUCACAGCUUCCCAGCCGACAGCCCGUUUGUGUUAGAGACCCCGGGGAAGCCGGCCAACUGCUCCCAGCGCUUCUGGCUGCCCUCCUCCUUCCCGGUCUGCUGGGACAGCAUCGCCGGCCCAGAGGAGUUUGAGCAUUCCAGGCUGCUGGUUCUCCAGAACCGUGCGGCUCUGCAGACCGUGUCCCAGUCUAGCGGGGCCGAGGAGGGGGGGCUGUCGUACAACCAGCAGGUCCUGGAGGAGGUGCAGGGGAUCAGGGCGGAUCAUCUGAGCAUGGAGGAGACCAUGGAGAGCAUGCGGAAGGUGUUCCAAACUCAGGAGGAGAACAGGAUGGAGGGGAAGGUGUUCCUAACCCAGGAGGAGAACAGGGUGGAGGGGAAGGAGACUGUUGCCUUCUCAAGUAUAAAGGAGCAUAUUGCAAUCACCAGGGCUUCCUUGAGUAGUAAGGAACAUGCGGCCGUGGUUCUGGAGGGGCACUUCUCCAGCCUGGAGAAGUCUUUACACAUCAUGCAACACCGACUUAACAGACUAACGGCUCAGUAAAAACGUUAUAGUCUGCUGCCUGUUUGAUCUCGAGUUGCACAAUGAGUGGUAAUCAUCCUAGUAUUUACAACAUUGAUAUUCUUGUGUACUGUAUUGCGUAAUAAAGUAUAAUCUAAUAUUGAAUAAUGCAUGCCCUCUCAGGACUGUACUGCACUAUAGGCACGCUUUUAGUAUCUGUAUGUCUGUCCAGGGUCAGCUCGUGUUCUUGUUUGUAUGCCUUCACUCUGCAUGUAUGAUACUGUGUCAAGGAGGGAUGCUCAUGAACAUGUGGAAAUAAACUCUAUUUUUAUAAUCACAGUGCAUAA